Apodemus sylvaticus (European woodmouse) is the source of this 7440-nucleotide messenger RNA. It is a transcript of the gene Castor2, whose product is annotated as cytosolic arginine sensor for mTORC1 subunit 2. Bases 310 to 1299 code for a protein of 329 amino acids. Gene Ontology annotation, cellular component: cytosol. Lineage: Eukaryota; Metazoa; Chordata; Mammalia; Rodentia; Muridae. The transcript is spliced from 9 exons. Gene Ontology annotation, biological process: cellular response to L-arginine; negative regulation of TORC1 signaling. The record is from RefSeq and is a predicted model, not a curated record.
UGUUACAGCGAACACCAGCUGCUGCUGCGCCGGGCGCCGCGCUCCGCCGGGCGCUGUUUGCUUGUCCACCCCGUAGCUUGCUGCACCCCGCAGGUCCUCCCCAGGCCUCCUUUUUUUGCAACUUGCCAAGCUUUCUUUUUCUGGAUCGAGUACGAAACAGCCCGGCAUCGAGCUCCGGGCCCCCUUCCCUGGGCCGGUUGCCCCACGGCUUGGGGCGCGCAGGGGGCGGGGGCCGCGGCUCGUCCCCGUCCCCCCCCCCCCAACUCGGCCACCGCGGAUGAUCCGCCGUGGAGGAGCCCUGGGCGGACGAUGGAACUGCACAUUCUGGAACACCGGCUGCAAGUUGCCAGCGUCGCCAAGGAGAGUAUCCCGCUCUUCACCUACGGCCUCAUCAAACUUGCCUUCCUGUCUUCCAAGACCAGGUGCAAGUUUUUCAGUCUGACAGAGACCCCUGAGGAUUACACCAUCAUCGUAGAUGAGGAGGGCUUCCUUGAGCUACCCUCCUCAGAGCACCUGAGCGUGGCCGAUGCCACCUGGCUAGCCCUGAAUGUGGUGUCCGGUGGUGGCAGCUUCUCCAGCUCCCAGCCCAUCGGUGUGACAAAGAUCGCCAAGUCUGUCAUCGCCCCACUGGCCGACCAGAACAUCUCCGUGUUUAUGCUGUCCACCUAUCAGACUGACUUCAUCCUGGUGCGGGAGCGCGACCUACCCUUUGUCACUCACACCUUGUCCUCGGAGUUCACCAUCCUACGGGUUGUCAAUGGAGAAACGGUAGCGGCUGAGAAUCUCAGCAUCACCAAUGGCUUUGUGAAGCCCAAGAUGGUCCAGAGGCCAGUUAUCCACCCACUGUCCAGCCCCAGCAACAGGUUCUGUGUCACCAGCCUGGACCCCGACACGCUGCCCGCGGUUGCCACCCUCCUCAUGGAUGUGAUGUUCUACUCCAAUGGAGUGAAGGACCCCAUGGCGGCCAGUGACGAUUGCGGCCACAUCCGCUUCUUCUCCUUCUCACUCAUUGAGGGCUACAUCUCACUGGUGAUGGAUGUGCAGACCCAGCAGAGGUUCCCGAGUCACUUGCUAUUCACGAGUGCAUCUGGAGAGCUCUGGAAGAUGGUGCGGAUAGGAGGACAGCCCUUGGGAUUCGAUGAAUGUGGGAUUGUAGCCCAGAUCUCGGAGCCCUUGGCGGCUGCAGACAUCCCGGCCUAUUACAUCAGUACUUUCAAGUUCGACCAUGCAUUGGUUCCAGAAGAGAAUAUCAGUGGGGUUAUCCACGCCCUGAAGGUCAGUCAAGCCGGGAAGCAUUAGAACAGACUGGUCUCUGGGCUCCUCCCUGCCACUGCCCACCUGGGCCCUUGCCCCCACGAAGGUUAUUCUGCAGUAUUUCCCUAUGGACUGAAAGCUCUGCCCCAGGACCUUUAAGGAAGGGGCCUCUGGGACACGCCCCUGAUUCCUGACUCCUCCAGGCCUGGGCCUAAACUAGGGCCACCCCCACAUCCUCCUCCUGCCUUCCAGGGUCCCCCAGCCUUUUCAAUAAUGACUCAGUUUCCGCUCGGUGGGGAUGUGCCCAUCUUCCUCCCCCAAGCUCCACCCCAGAAAAUGGUCUCCGAGGCCCAGGGCACUUGGGAGCAGCCCAAGGCCUCACCUACGGCCCGCGGCAAACACCAAAGGAAGCUGGCACCUUCUGUGAGACAUUGGGGUUGGGGUCCUGAUGCGCCUAGCGACAUCUUAGGGGGUUGGUGGAACAGGAUUGGGGGUGCAGAGCAGGAGAAGCCCCCAUGAGGGUCCCCCAGCGUUGAUGGUUAUGGUUGCUGCCCUAGUUGUAGGGGCUCAGGGGCUAGUUCCCUCACAGUGGAGACCAGCAGGCCACCCCCAGGUCAUAAUGGCCGGUGAGUCUCAGUCAGUAGCAGUGGGGUCCCUACCCCUAAGCUGGGGAGGAAAACUGAGACCCUAGAACGCCACCUGCUGACCACACAGGGCCUGUGUUGAUUUCCUCAACAACUGCCAAGAGGGGCUCUGGGCCAACCGUCCCCCCAGAGCGCUUGUCCCUGGAGGGGAUCCCAGGACACCUCCUCUCCCACCAGCCUAGAGCGCCAGCUGCUAUCUGUCCUUUGUUUGCUCUCCCAGACCCAACCUGGGCAAGCUAAGACUCCGCUUUCUCCAGCAAUGGGCGUUCCCCACCUGCCCGGGCCUAUGGGUGCCUUGGGCCAUGCCCCACCUCCCCAGCUGUCACUUAGACCAGCCUAGAGAAUUCCCCAUCAUCCUCUCUACCGCACUUUUAGGGGAAGAAGAGACCUCACCCCACCCCUCGCUGCAGCUUCUGUCCGAAAUACACGCAGCAGCAGUCUGUGGUCACGGGGGUACCUGGGAGACAGCUAUCGUCGGGCAUUUGUAGAGAAAAAUUACACUUGCGGGUUUCUUUGUUGUUUUUGCGUACAGGUGGCUGGGGAAGGAGUAGUUUUGUUUGGAGGGGAUGUGGUCUGUUUGGAGUCUUAUUAGGGUGCCCAGGGUUCAGUGGGACUUGGCGCCCUGCGUCUCCGGGGACAGACCCAAAUGCAGAGAUGUUCCUGAUGAAUUUGGCUGUGUCUUUUGCGGAGGACAACAGGAGCAGAGCGCUUACACAAGACACGGGGAUCCCACAGCGCCCCCUACAGGGCAUCCCCGUGUAGCGCCACCUGCCUGUGGCGCCGUUUGCUGGGACAGUGGGGUCCACCAGACUUUUUGCUCUUGGGGUGUUUUCUUGGGCCUGUACUUUGAGGUCUCCAGCAACAAGGUCAGAGGAGGGAAUGUUUAUUUAACCCUGCCUAGUCUUGUAUGAACUGUGUUUCUCUCCUCUCUGAGCCGCAGAAGCACAUCCCGGGUGGAGGAACUGUUCUAGAAUCCUGUAGAAGCUCAGAACCCAGCAUGUCAAUCAAAAUCACCUCGGGUUGAUUUUGGUGGGUUUGGUUUGGUUUGGUUUGGGUUUUGGUUUUAUGUUUUUGUUUUGUUGUUUUAUUUUGUUUUAAACUCCUUUUGCACAAAACCCUUAAAACCAAAUCUUAGUGUUUUCUGGUCCCGAAUGGGAAAUAGUCAAGUGGGUGGGCUUUACAGUGAGGCCCCUAAGGCCCCUUUUUCUCUCCCUGAAAGGCCUUGAUUGUCCGGGGUGUGCCUCUCCAGAAGCCCUUCCCAGUUAUCCCUUCCCACUGUAUAAGUGUGCCGGCCCCCUGCCCCCGCCCCUAGACCUGCUAGGAUGAGACUGUGUACACACCUAUAAAUACGUGUUUUAUGUUGAUAGAGAUAUAUUCUGUAAAUAGCAUAUAUACUUGAGCAAUAUAUAUGUUAAUAUAUUCUGUGUGCGCAGGACACAGGCAAGGGCCCCACCUCAUGUGUGCACGCUCGGGGACAUUUUGAGCCACCGUAUAUUUUUAAUUCAAAUAUGUAGGCAAUAUGACAAGUGGAAAAGUCCUGGGGCCAGCCUGGAGGAGGGACAGAACCAACAGCCUACCGCAUGUGGGCAGGUUGAGAGGGCCAGUGUGGUCUGCUUGGUAGCUACUGUACCCCCAUUUCCACAGCAUGGAGCUCUGGACGCCUUUAUUUUAUUUGGGGCAGGGGGAAGGCUUUGAUCUAGAGGAGGGAAUGUUUUUGGUUUGGGGGGGGUUGUUUUGUUUGUUGUUUUGUUUUUUGUUUGUUUUGUUUUUGCAUUUUAACAGUGGCUCCCUCCCUCAGGGUUACCCCAAAACCUUUGUCUGGUAAGCCCUUCUAUCCCAGCCUGCUUCCUCUCAGAGUCCCUUCGCCAUGGAAAGCUGUAGACCCGGCAGCUUACCUGAUUUUUGUUAUCGUUGUGUUCAUUGUUUUGUUGAGGCAGGGUUUCUCUAGAUAGCCCUGGCUAUCCUGGAACUCUCUCUGUAGACCAGGCUGGCCUUGAGUUUAGAGAAAUCUGCCCGCCUCUGCCUUCUGAGUGCUGGGCUUAAAGGUGUGCGCCAUCACACCUGGCGAGGUUUGUUUUUUUUUUUUUUUAAUAUCCUUAUUAUUAUUGUUCCUGCAAGCUUAGGACUCUCAGGUUCUCUUUCCUACUCUCUUCCUAGGACUGACUCCAUAAGGACCCAGAACACCACACAGUCCCACCAUUGUGUCUCCAGAAAGGAGCUGGGCCUGGCUUCUGCUGGCUGGCCUUUGAAGGGACCCCGCCACUUAGCUGCAGUGGGUCCUUGGAGGAAGCUAGAUCUGUGUCUGUGUUUUCUGUGGGUGGAGCAGUAUGACUUGGUCUCUGCAGCUCUGGGGGAUGUCCCCACUGAGACCCUCUACUCUUGUGUCCUUAGUGCUAUCUGCCCCCUUCUCAGCAUCUUCUGGUUUUAUGACUCUGAAGGGUCACCCCACCCCCCUGCUGGCCCAGCCUCAGAGGGCACCCAGUGGCGCACCAGUCAGCAGUGGGGGUUCCCUAGGGGAUUUCCUUUGUAUCCCCUCACCCCCUGCAGUGCUGACAAAUGUCAUGUGUGCGUGUGUACACGCACGCACACACGUGUGAGCAAGGCCAGUACUCCACUGUGCUGCUACCUCCCAGAUCCUCCCAGCAGUCUCUUGGCACAUGGGGAGGGGAGGAGAUUGGGCUGUUAAGAAGGUAAAGCUUUAGCCCGGCAGUGGUGGCGCACACCUGUAAUCCCAGCACUUGGGAGGCAGAGGCAGGUGUAUUUCUGUGUUCAAGGCCAGCCUGGUCUACAGAGUGAGUUCCAGGACAGCCAGGGCUACACAGAGAAACCCUGACCUCCGGGAGUUUGUGUGUCUGCCUGAAAGAUACUCUGACAGAAAAAGCGCGCUUUGGCGCUUUGGGAGUUAGCUCAGUGGAGAGGGCGCUCCUCUAGCUCCUCAGUGGAGAGGGCACUCCUCUAAUUCCUCAGUGGAGAGGGCGCUCCUCUAGCUCCUCAGUGGAGAGGGCGCUCCUCUAGCUCCUCAGUGGAGAGGGCGCUCCUCUAGCUCCUCAGAAGGAAGCCCUGGGCUCCAUGCCCAGCACUCGAGAGACAAAAGCAGACAGAUCACAAUUGAAGGUCAGCCUGGGCUACAUGAAGGUCAGCCUGGGCUACAUGAAGCUCUGUCUCAAAAAAAAAGUCAGAUAUCACCUGUACAGACUGAUGAGACCAUCCAGGGUCCCCAUCGACGAAGCACCCCCUCCCCUUUGGCUCAGCCCCAUAGCCUGAGGUACACAUGCUUCCCAAGAAAUCUACUUCUCCCCCCAGAUCCCAGCAGCAUCACCAGCUACAUACUCCUGGGUCCUAAAGACCCCCCUUCCCACAUCCUUAGAGGCAUGCAGCCCUGCCCCCAUAAAGCCCCUUAUCUAAGACUCCGAAGUGUCAACAUUCAGCCUACUCCACCAGCUUCAGGUGACAGGUUCCUGGUGUGGUGGGACCGACCCGGCAGUGUCGCUGAAGCAGCUUGCUUAGGCUGGUCAGGUGGUCCCCAGUGACGGAAGGAACUGUGGAAGUGAAGAGAUACUCAGGCGGGUGCAAAGGAGUUAGGCCCUAGGCACGGGCAAAGCCCACCCCGCACCCCUUUGUCUGGUACCUGAUCUUCAAAGAAGGUCUGAGCCACCUGCUCCCAGCUCUUCCCAGCCCCAUUUCCCGGGCUGACCUUUAAAAGUCCCCAGCCACCUCUGGGUUGGAUGUGGGGAGAGCGCAGGUUCUCCCCUGCUUCCCCUAAGGCAACUGAAGAGGGGAGCGGAAGGAAGUGUUGGUUUUGACUCCUGGGUUUGAUGGGAGGCAGUCCAUCAUGGCGGGGAGAGGCAUGGCGGCAGGACCGUGAGGCAGGCGGUCGGUCACGUUGCAUCCACAGUCAGGAAGCAACAGGGAGAGGCAGGUGAGAGCCUAGCCCUGGGAGGUCACCAUAUUUAGGCCAGGUCUCCUUGGCAGAUUUUGUCUUCUAGGUGGUUCUAGAUCCUGACGGUGUUAACCAUCACCGCGACAUGUUCCUCUGUGGGCAGCGUUGGGGGGCCACGGGUGGCAUCAGCACUUGCCUUGGUGAGGGGAGUCUAACUGAGCAAGAUGGGCUCUCUGACAGGGAGGGGCAUGGGGAUGUAGCUUUGGGUUUUCAAGUGAUGGGUGUCGUGCCGUGGGUUGGAGUAUAGCCUGGAAGGGGGGCAGGCCUCCACUUUUACAUAUCCAGGAGGGAAGCGAGGCCGACAUGGCCAGCAGCCAGUCAGCCGUGCUUUGCUGUCCAGAGCUGUGGUGAAGGUGUAGCACUAACUUCAUAGACCUAACCUCCCAGUUCAGCCCAGUUUUCUUUUUCAUGUCUGCGUCCUAAAGUAGAAGCAGCAAAAGGAUACAUUUAACUGACCCCAGGGCGUUCGAGCUUGACCUCCAGCCCCUCCUCUGAAGACCACUCAGCUAGGGAAGGGCAGGCGCUGGCCUGUUGCUGAAGGCACCGGAAGAGGCCUGAGGCCUAGGCCAUGGCUCUUGCGGGCAUCAGUCUAGUGACUGAUUUGUGGCUCUUGGUAGUAGAGAGGGGGAAGACGGAGAGUCAUAAGUACAGGGUCCCACGUGUCAGGAUGCUGUUUAUUUACGUGUGUGUGUGUGUGUGUGUGUGUGAGUGCAUGUGCCCACAUGUGCAGAUCUUUCUCAGAGCUGCGAGCGGUUUCGUGCAGUGUUUGGCCCCUUACCUAGCCCACUGCCACACAGUUAAACAGACAGCGAUACAGGCCCUGGCUCCAGAGUGGAAUGUGGGGGUUGCCCUGACGGGAUUGGCUCCUCUCCCCAUUCACUGCAUCCCCAAGAAAGACUGCCCCUCAGCAGCCCAGGGAAUCCAUGCAGGCAGCCUGAGCUGGCCUAGGCCCACCCGUGGGACUCUUCAAACAAUUCAGUUCUAAGGACAGUAUUUGCACGGAGAGAGGCUGGGGACAAGAGAGGCCCCUUGCUUCCCAGGAACUCAUCUUGGGAAAGACUCCAGCGAUGGGCAAAAUUCAGGUUUCCAUGGGCUGAGCCUAGUAUGGUUUUCCUUUCUGCUGCCUCAGUUUACCUGUAUGUAUCACAGGAAGAGUUUGAGCAGGGUCGGCCUCCAAAUAGUAGGGGAGAUGGAAGUGCAGCAUAGUCCUCCUCGCCCUCCUCCUGUAUGCCAAAACCAUUUCCGUUAUCCUGAGGCAGGGGAGCGGGUAUGGGUGCCCUGAGGUGUUUUUAAGGGACCCUGCCCUGCCCACAGCCCCAGCUGACCCUCACCUGGCAUGUCGUGCCCAGGUCACCAGCAACAGUGGUACGUCAUCAGUCCUGCAGCUUGGGUGAAGGGGGUGGGGGGCUGCUGUCCUACUCUGUCGGCCUCCAGGGUCCCUCAUGCUUUUGUUUUUUUUCCUUGUCAAAGAAACAAAACCCUUGAGAGUUGUGUACUGUAUGAUGAAGAGAAAAAAAAGUACCUAAUGUUCCCCCUGGGGGAAAAAAAGACAGUAUAUUUUGUACUUUGUAAAGUGUUCAUUAAAUGAAGGGGAAAAACUGA